This is a messenger RNA of Harmonia axyridis, 1670 nucleotides long. Its product is annotated as serine--tRNA ligase, cytoplasmic. Gene Ontology annotation, biological process: seryl-tRNA aminoacylation. The record is from RefSeq and is a predicted model, not a curated record. The transcript has 6 exons. Bases 98 to 1597 code for a protein of 499 amino acids. Lineage: Eukaryota; Metazoa; Arthropoda; Insecta; Coleoptera; Coccinellidae. Gene Ontology annotation, cellular component: cytosol. Gene Ontology annotation, molecular function: tRNA binding; serine-tRNA ligase activity; ATP binding.
AGUUAAUAACCUACAAAUGAGUUGAAUCCACAAACGCUGGUCUUUCACGUUUGCUGCGUUUGCAUUUUCCAGUGAAUUUACACAAUCUUGAGAGAAAAUGGUGUUGGAUUUGGAUUUAUUCAGAAAUGACAAGGGUGGGAAUAUAGAUAAAAUAAGAGAAAAUCAAAAGAAAAGAUUUAAAGAUGUAGCUUUGGUUGACAUGGUUGUUGAAAAAGAUUCCUUAUGGAGGCAGUUGAGACAUAAUGCUGAUAACUGGAAUAAACUUAAAAAUCUCUGUAGCAAAACAAUUGGUGAAAAAAUGAAAAAGAAAGAACCUCAAGGAGAUGUUAAUGAAGAGGUUCCAUCUAAUGUAUCAGAUAAUUUAAUUGAUGUAACUGGUGAAUUAUUGAAGCCCUUAACAGUUAAUCAAAUCAAAAAGGUUCGUACUUUAAUAGAUGAGGCUAUUCUCAGGAAUGAACAGGAUUUAGCUGAAACUGCAAAAGCUAGAAACAAUGCUUUAAGAGAAGUUGGUAAUCAUUUACAUGACUCAGUACCAGUGGAUGAUGAUGAGGAUAAUAAUAAGGUAGAGAGGACUUUUGGAGAUUGUGAAUCAAAAAAGAAAUAUUCUCAUGUUGAUUUAAUUCAUAUGAUUGAUGGAAUGGAUGGCGAAAGGGGUACAUUAGUUUCUGGAGGAAGAGGAUAUUAUUUAACUGGACCUGCUGUUUUUCUAGAACAAGCCUUAAUUAAUCUUGCUCUUCGAAUUCUACAUAAGAAGCAAUAUAAACCACUUUACACACCAUUUUUCAUGAGAAAAGAGGUUAUGCAAGAAGUAGCACAGUUAUCCCAGUUUGACGAAGAACUAUAUAAAGUAAUAGGAAAGGGGAGUGAGAAGGCAGGAGAAAAAGAUAUUGAAGAGAAAUAUCUUAUCGCCACUUCUGAACAGCCAAUUGCUGCAUUCCAUAGAGAUGAGUGGUUAGCAGAGUCUUCUCUGCCUAUCAGAUACGCAGGAAUAUCAACUUGUUUUCGACAGGAAGUAGGAUCUCAUGGUAGGGAUACAAGAGGUAUUUUCAGAGUACAUCAAUUCGAGAAGGUAGAACAGUUUUGUUUGACCUCCCCAUUUGACAAUGCAUCUUGGAUAAUGAUGGAUGAAAUGAUUGCAAACGCUGAAGAUUUUUAUAAAUCUUUGCAAAUACCUUAUAGGAUUGUUAAUAUUGUUUCGGGAGCUCUGAACCAUGCAGCUGCUAAAAAGUUAGACUUAGAGGCUUGGUUCCCAGGGUCUGGUGCUUUUAGGGAACUUGUGUCAUGCAGUAAUUGUUUGGAAUAUCAAGCUCGAAGACUUCUAGUGAGGUAUGGACAAACCAAGAAAAUGAAUACUACAACUGAUUAUGUGCAUAUGUUGAAUGCAACUAUGUGUGCUACAACAAGAGUAAUCUGUGCUAUUCUUGAAGUACACCAGACUGAUAGUGGUAUCAAGGUCCCGGAAGUUUUGAAAGACUUCAUGCCAGAACCCUACAAAGAGGAAAUUCCCUUUGUCAAACCAGCUCCAAUUGACACUGAAAAGGAAAAAAAAUCUAAGAAACAAAAUAAAGAUAACAAGAAGGGAGCAGGCGAAGAAUAAAUGUGUUUAGUUAAUAAUAUCAUUUAUUAUAACUUCGAUAUUUCCGCUUAUAAAUUAAAACAUAAUUCAAUUU